This is a messenger RNA of Dictyostelium discoideum AX4, 312 nucleotides long. RefSeq lists its product as hypothetical. Lineage: Eukaryota; Evosea; Eumycetozoa; Dictyosteliales; Dictyosteliaceae. The coding region runs from base 1 to 312 and encodes 103 amino acids. The transcript is spliced from 2 exons. The record is from RefSeq and is a predicted model, not a curated record.
AUGAAAAUUUUAAAUUUAUUUUUAAUUAUUUUAUCUUUAGCCUUUUUAUGUUUUGGUAAUUUGGCAAAUGCCAGAUAUAUUGGAUGCCAAACUUGUGAAACCUUAGUACAAGAAGCAAUAGAUUCCGUACCAAAAUAUGGAGUUACAAAACAAGAAAUUAACGAUAAGAUUUACAGUUUAUGUAACUCAAUUCCAACACUAAGCUCACGUUGUAAAUUGAUUGUUGCAAUUUAUGGAGAAACCUUAGUUGAUUCUAUAUUAGAUGGUGAAAGUGCUAACCAAACUUGUAAAUUCCUUAAUGAGUGUUAUUAG